AAGCAUUGGUAUUGUCGUCAUUGCUUAUGCUUUAAGUUUGAGCAACAUCAAACUAGCAAUGGUAGUGGUGAAGUGUCCACUAUCACAAGAAUGCGCUUCAUCCGCAGACUGAAACUUGUUCGUAUGAUGUAUACGUACAAAUAAGGCGCUGCUUCUUCAUAUGAAAUUUCAAUGCAUUUGUUCACUUUCUUUUUGACUUAUACGACAAAAUGCCAUCUUCGUCCAGAACAUUGCUAGCCGGUGUGGUGUUCCUGCAACUCCUGACAAUUUUCGCAGCGGAGCAAACUGGUACUACGAUGAUCGCGAAGAUGUUUAUCCUCGGUACCCUUAUCCCGCUUCAGCAAAUUCGCAUUGUCGCCCUCGGUUCGAGAGCCCCAGGACAUCAUGGUAAUGGAAAUCAUCAUCUUUUCGGUGCUGGCGUUCACCAGCCGCCCUUCCCUCAACCGGCAGGCGCGUCGUCUUCCCUUUCAGCGGCCGCGCCCAGCUCGUCCACGGGUGCCGUCUCCCAGCCCCCAGCGUCGCUGUAUUUGGACGAGAGGACAAACAGCCAAGCGCGGCGGCUUUCCUCUUCCGGGCACAGAGCUGGAGCUCCUACCGCGAGCAAUCCCGUACCGUCGUGGCCGAGCUUCAUUGUGCCGGUCCUGCACGGCUCUAGUAGUGCAUCAGCGCCUACUGGCUCCUACAGUUCUUCUACCGGCGCACCGCCGCCCAGAACGGCGAGUAGGACCCAGUACAGCCCGGCAGGAGUGCCGCAUAGCUCCUCACUACCGUCCUCCGCCGUUGCUGCGCCGCCUGCAGGUGCAAGUCCAAGAACAGCUGGCGCACACCUCGUUCACAGUGGCCCGCUCCCCGCUCACCGAGUUCGAGCGGCAUCGGCGUCGUCGCCGAAAGCGGCUGCUGGUGGCGCAUCUUCAUCGUCUGGCCUGCGACGCACGAGCGGGGCCAGUCACCAGGUCGCGACUACUAUCUCCAACGGCGGGCCGCCGGAUUUGCGAACCCAUCUGGAUCCGCCUGGUGCAGGAGAAACGCGCCCAUCGGGAAGGAGUUCCACUGUGUCGCGGGAUGUCAGCAGCUCCGCUUCUUCCAACAGUACGGCGGGGUCGAGGAAUUCCGCUAGCAGUAGCUCUUCCGCAUCGAGCAGUGUGACGAUGAAUCAGGGGAGUCUGCCAGGUCGUAAUGAUGUUCCACCGACGGCUGAAAUUGAUCUCGGAGCACCGCGAGUGGUCAGGAAUCAUGACCUCGGGUUUGUAGACUCAGCAGCCGUCAUCGACGAACGAUCGACCGGCAAUCGGCAAGCCGCAACUGGCGCUCGCGCAAGAACAGUAGAGCGUGAGGGGACCACGAUGAUUCAGCCCAACACCGCGCGGGGCAGCUCUUCGUCGAACAGAUGGAGCAGAGCGAGUGACGCGGUUUCCCAUCGGGACAGCAGGGGAACGGGUAGUACUUUUACUUCUAACGCAGGAGCAGGUUCCUUGCAUUUCUCCCCCUCGUCCCGUCUCAUCGCGACGACCUCCACGGCAAACAUACCCAACCCGCGAAAUGGCGACUAUUCGCCCACGGUGUCGAGGCGUGCGUCGCUCGGAAGUGGUGGUGCUAGCCAGCAGACACAGGGUGGUUACGUUUUGCCCGCGACCAGCCCUGUUCUGACGACCAGCACAGCUAGCAACACAACUGCUUUUGCUAGUUCGGCCGCGAUUCCGCCGACGUCUAACAGCCCAGUCUCGGCCCGAGUUGGUGCAGCAGCUGGACUAAGUCUGCAAACACACUCAGCUAGCAUCCCGCAGCGGCGAGAGCAACAGCAGCAGCACGGCACGCCUGGCACGAUUCGGCAUGGUACGUUCCAGAGCCCGCGAAGUCUGGCGGGGGCAUCAAGCUCGACCAAUCUGUCCACUGCGGACCACACCCGGUUGCGUGCAUCGGAGCGGACCGUGGAAGAGCAGCGCUCGCUGAUUUCACAACUGGCCAACGAUUUGCAGCACGCGAAGACGAGGCUGCGGUCGCGAGACAGGAUGCUACAUUCCGCGAAGGAGAAGGAGCACCAGUUGUUCAUCGUAUUUCUAUGUUUGCAUGACAGAUUUGAGUAAUUGUCGCACAUGCUACACGUACAAAAUACAUCACAGACUGAGAUUUUGGCAGCUACCUACAACUAGCUGCAAACAUCAUGAUAUUGAUGAACAAGUUCAUUGCAGUGUUGUUGCCCAUGAAGCACGAAUGUGAAUGACACACCAUUAUCAGGAAAAAAGCUCCCUUCUGGAGCAGGUUGCUGGUUUGCAGGAGCUAUCCUGUGCAAAAGUAUCGUACUCGUAUUGUAAUCAUGCAUUACAAAUCCUGUUGGUUCUUAAGGCAAAUUAGCAUUACAAAUUUUCUUCCUCAUGCUGAGGAAAUUUGUAUAUGCAUUUAUACGAGUGCGAUACUUUUGCAAUUCAUAGGAGCAGUGUGGGUUCCUUCAGACCGAGAUGGACGCUCAGCGCUACUGCUACUCGUCGGAGCUGUAUCGCAAGAAAAAAGUGUUACAGUUACACAUUGUGUUGCAGGCCAAGCAAGACAGAUAAGCUUUGUCAUGCCGGAUAUGCAUAGGAGCCUCGUUUCAUAGGUGCUUUCCCGUAGGGUUUCUGCGAUACAAGUUUUCUCUCUCAUGCAGAGAAAUUUGUUUUGCUGAAUUCACUACAAAUGUGUAACUGUAACACUUUUUUCUCACGAUAUGCUGGGGCGCCAGUGCCGCGAGUGGAUCGAGUCCUUCCGGUUGUUGCGGGACGAGCUCACCCAGAAGGUGCAGGAUUCUUGUGCCGCUGGGAGUUGCCGGGCGGACUCCAUCAGCGAAGACCUGGUGCGGAAAAUGAUGGAGGAGUGUGCGGCGGUCCGCAGUCUGGUCGAGAGGGCAUUGGAAGAAGAAGAGAUGGAGAGGCACAUCGAGGACGAAUUGCACGGACGUAGUCUAGACAGCACCUCCAUUUCCCAGCCGCAAACGCAACAUGACUCCGACGAAGCUGGAGCAACGACGAGUCCGGAGGACGUAAACCCCACGACGACCUCUCGACGCACCCCCUCUGCUGGAUCUGACGCCAGUGUGAAGAGCGCAGGUGAGGUGAAAAGGAAACUCUUCGGGCGACACCGGGCGAACACGGAUUUGUCCGUGACCUCUACUAUCGCACCGAAUGUCGAUGAGGAGGAGGAAAUGGAGUGGAAUGGAGGCGGGUCUUCCGCGACAACUUCGGGCAGUGUUGUCGAUAGGUUUUUCCCCACACCGAGCCCCAUGGACGUCGAUGACGAGGGGGAAGAUGCGACGGUGUAUUACCACUCACAGGCGUCUCAAACAGAAAAUAGCCGAGUGGAAGACCAAGCUUGCCCAGCUGGAGGUGCUGGGGGAACUACUACUGCAGCCGACGACAAGAUGACCUGUUCUACCUCUAGCAGGUCAGUAUCGAAGGAGAGCAAGCGGAACACAGUUACGAGCGAGGAGCAAGAAAAGAAAAACGGCGAGAGUGACAGGCUGAUCUGCCACGAGAUCGUGAAGCUACUGACCACUGCAAGCGAGGAUUGGCAGGACCCAAUCACGCUAGACGUCAUGGACGACCCUUGUCUCGCUUCGGAUGGUCACGUGUAUGAAAAGUCCAGCAUUGAGCGGUGGAUGACGCAGUCGCGAACGAGUCCGAAAACCCGCGAACCUUUAACAGCCAUGCCCCCAGUGGUGCCUGUCAGACUGUUGAAAAACACGAUCACAAAUUGGAAGGAACAGCACUCGAAAGCGUUUGAGCUUGCACUGCUGCACAACCAACCGGAGAUCUGCGAACAUUUGAUGGCCAGCGGUUUUGAUGCGGACAAGUUCUUCCUGCAGAAUGCAGCGAACGGGAAUUUGGAGGUAUGCAGUGCUCGUGUCCUCUUGAUUUAUCGUGCUCUGUAAUUCGGCGCGACACGCACCGGGCACGUACAAGUGCACAAACUCGCCGUAAAAUGAUCACGCAAACUGAAGCACUUGAAUACAGCCACUCCCACCUUUAACCGUGUAUUUUCGCCACCAUAGCACGUACUUUCAUCUCGUUGCUGUCCUCUUUGUUUUGCUCCGUCACCACCAACCCUAUCCACAACAAAUUGAUGAAUUUUCACGACCUACAACCACAGGUGAUCAAGGCUCUUGUGUCCCCCACCGACGCCCGAACUCCAUAUGUCAGCCACGUGGCUGAUUUGGUGGACGACAUGCUAUUACCAACACCGCCCCUCGGUGUCGUUUCUCGUGGCGGGACGACGAUGGCGACGCUCUUUUGCCAGUUUGACACCUUCAACCGGGACAGGCAUAUCCACCGCAAAAGUACUAUCGCACUCGCAAUCGCUAUCAGUUGCAGUGAUGCGCAUGCGUGAAAACAAAUGUAGUUCCUCAUCUGAGCAGUCACCGUUGCAGAUUCAGUUUUUCCUCUUGAAAGAAUCUUGAAUGCACAUCACAUUUCUACGUACUAGUUGUAGGUGUAAGUAAGGUACUCUUGCAAUGCAUACGGGACAGCGAAAAGCAAAUGUGGCCAAGCUUCACUGCAGUGCACGCAGCGGCAUACCGCAACCACGCGGACAUCGUCGAAUUUUUGUUGCAGCAGCCAGGUAACAAGGGACAGUGGGUUCUUCUUGAGCACUAGCCUCCGCUUCGCAUUCUUGAAGAACAAGUGUCGUGUUGAAGAUGAUCAUGAUUAACAUUCCAUUUUUGUUCGCUAGACUUCACAUGGUAGGACAAAGUCUAAUCUGCGGCUGCCAUGCAAGAAAUUUUACUUCUCCUCUACAGGCGUCGACGUUUGGGCGACUGACGGUUGUGGGAACACACCGCUGCACUACGCGGCGUACCAUGGGAAUACCAAGAUGACCGAGGUGAUUCUCGCGAAAGCUGGCUUUUUAGACAUUGUGAUGGCCAGAAACGGAGGACAGAAGGCCGCUGGAAUGUCUUCCCCGUCAACAUACAAGACAAACUUGCAAAUCGAUGCGGGGCAACAUCAGAACCCACUUCUCGAUGCUGGAACAAGCUGCUCAUUGAUGCCGUUGGAAAAUUUACCCGGCGUCACUGCCCCUCCAACAGCGGCAUACGUCGGCGCAAGUUCUUCGGAACCACCUGCAGUGGUCUCAACAAGAGCUUCGACCACGAGCGGCGUUCGUGGGAGCAUUUCGUCCACGACAGAUCUGGUGAACGAUUUUCUGGACCAGAACCGCCAGCGCUAUUUGAAUUUCACGGGCAGCAUUCGCGAACUCCGAGAGCUGCACCAGCAACUGACGGAAAGGCUGGAGUACCACGGGCGCUCUGCGCGACCGAGACGUCGACCGGCUCCUGCAUCUUCAACAGCAGAGCCAGAGCCACCCCGGGAAGAGCGCACAGCUUCGUCCGUCGGCGCUUCAAGGGUCGACGCAACUCCCGCGCGACCGUCCGCGGCGAAUCGAAGUACUCCGAACGGGCGAGAAAGCGUCGACGAGCGCAGACGACGGCGGAGUGUUACUCCUCUCAGCCGGCGCGCGGGCGCAUCGCAGGUUGGAGGUGCUGCAUCGACGUCACCGGUGGCUGGUGGGGGCACAGCUGCACCACCUACACCUCUUUCAUCGUCAGCCGGGCCAAUGUCCUCUGCGUCUUCAGGGUCUGCAUCUGCUCGCGGCAGCCGCGUUUUGAGUGCUGCAAGCACUCCUGCGGGGACAGCUUCAGGAGCCACUGGUCAGCUGCAAACUAGCGCGGGAGGGGGAGCGGGCAGUCUGAGUGGCAGUUUCUCUGCACGAGGCACGGCUGCGGAGUCGUCUAGUGCCGCUGGUGGUGCGCACAGUCUCAGCCCGCCGCUGCCAACCCGGGGUGGCGUGGCUUCGUCGGCGGGUGCGCUAGUUUCACCUGGGACAAGUGGGGCCAGCGUUUCGCGGACCCGCCCGGGAACCACGACCUCAUCAUCCUCUUCCGCCACCUACCGAGGAGCGUUGUCGAGCCAGUCCACCGCCAGCAUCACGCCUAGAAGGGGGAACAAUGGCAACACGGGCGGAAUAAAUGGCGCAGCUUCUUCUUCUCUCCACACCAGACCGAGUACGCUUGCGUCGCUGCGGGCCCGGGCGAACACAAGUCCCGGCACCGGGGCAGCUGGAGGUGCCAACAACAGCACGAACAAUGCCGGGGCUCCUGCUCAGACUUCAUCUUCCUCCUACGGCGGGGCGAAUUACCCAACGCCAAGGGGCGUGAACAGGUCGCCUAGAACGGCUGCCGGCCAAGCUUCUUCGUCUUCCGGAAGUGCGGUUCAGACAGGAGGAGUCGCUGCCCUUACCGCUGCUGCACAGGGGCGCAUGCAGCGCUUGCAAUCAGUUUUGGCUGGAAACGUGAUUGCAAUGCCUGGAGCUCCUGGUAGCGCAACAGCCUCUGGAGCUCAUCUCCCGGUUUCCCCUCUCACCCACUCCCGCACACCCUCCUACAUUCCCUCGUCCGCAAGUGCGACGCACAUCACCCGACCUGGAGGCACGAGAGCGGAUCAGUCGACGUCCUCACACCAGCAUAUUUACAGCGAACCGCUCCCGACCUCUCGAGACCGCCAUCCGCUACUGGAUGAGCUGGCGGCGAUCGAUGUUGACGCAACCCCCGCGAAUUUGGGUUUGCGCCCGGAUAUGGUGGACGCCGUCAGUCGGAAACGCGAGGAAUGGCUGUUUCGGAGACUGAUGCCUGCGGUGUUUUUGCAAAAGUCGAAAAUGUCAGAAAACAUCACUGCGAAGAAUAGCCUGCAACUGGAGGAAAGAACAAGCAAGAAUGACCGGCGCAGUGGCCGCGACGGAAAUCAGAAAAAGGGAAAUCAAAGAAAGCAUUCGUUGCCGCCCUCGGAUCCGCACACCUAUACGCAAUUUCUGACCGAAUCGGCGAGGCGCAGCGAGGAAAGGCUGAAGCUGAUCUAUUGGUUCUGCAAUUCUCUAUCCGAAGCCGCCGAUGGGGGCGAAAACUUCCGAAUUUUGCAGCGCGAGUGCAGCCAUCUGUUGACGUAUUUGUCGGGGUGUGCGGAGCACAACCGAGCCCGCGCUCUGGAAGAUCUGGAGGCAAGGAUGCAGAAGCUAGACGUCAGUGAUAGAGACAGGGACGUUGUCGACCAGCUGCGGGCUCGUGCUAGUACUAGCACAAAUGGUGCUAGUACUGGUUCUGCAUCGUCAUCGGCCGACGCAGCAGGGUCGACAAGAACUUCUCGGACGCCGAGGACUCAAGGCAGUUCUUCUGCGCGCGAAUCGCGAGAACGUAUGGGCCACAACAGUCCGGUAAUCACUGAGGAGCAAGUAGACGCUCUAACGAACAAUCCUGCAGGCGGAAGUGGAACCUCUGGCUCUGGUGCGCCGCGACCAGCAUCACAAAUCCGCCUGAACCUCGGACCCAUGCACGAAAUCGAUCUCUUACCAGAUGAUCGCGGACCAGUACCGGCGAUACCGAGCGCUGCAACAGAACAGGCUACGGCUGCACAGACGUCGGUCGAGGAGCUCAGCAGAAUUUACAGUCCCAUCCCACAGCGAGGACUACACCCAGACCAGGACGAGGAGGAACCAGACGGGUACUACACCCCCACGUCUGCCGAAUUUGACAACUUCCCGGUUGUUGUAGCACCAGAUGUUGCUUCCGCAAUAUCCGUGCAAAACGAGAACGAACACCUUCAACAACUCCCCACACGCCCGACUUCUCGAUCUUUCGGUGACGGAAGCACAAGCAGCGCAGCAGCCGCGCGACGAAAUCGCCCAAUCCCGGGGGAGCUGGUCGACGAUCAGAUGAGAAACGACGCAGGUGCGCCGUCUAUGGGCGCAGGAACGGUGUUCGAUGGAGAGGUGUUGCAGGGCGAGGUAAUCCUGCAAACGCCGGACCACUACGGGAGCAACCCGUUUGAAGACACCACAGAGCAGCGGCACUCCCUCGGUGACGCUGUGGCCGCAGACACUGCGUUAGCAGCUGCCGCCAGACAGCAGCAGCUUCCCUUGGACCAGCGGAACACGCGGACAGUGACGAUGACGUCGAUUUCGCCCCCAAACGACGACGAUUUCUCCAGCAACUCCGAACUGGAGUCCGUCACGGCGGAGCAGGAGCAGAUUGACCGUUUUCUAGAGCAAUACGCAAACGACCGACCGAGUUUUAUCUCCCGCAUCUCCGCGUUUUCCAACAGUAUAAACACACUGCAAUUCCGGGAACAGGCACGAAGAAUGAGUGCAGCGGGAAGCAGCACGACCGGCGCCGCGAGAGGUACUACUUCUAGCACAGGUGGUCGAGAAUCAUCUUCGGGAGUAGAUGCUGCUGCUGCUGCACCGACAUCUUCGGGGCGUGGCAGCGGUAGUGGAGUGGGUGGUGCAGCUAGUGGGAGUAGACCUUCACCCGGGAGAACGUCUUCCGGGUCCGGGUCUGCAGGACCGACACCGAGGACUAGCAGAUCUUCGACGGCUGGUGCUGCAACGAGCAGUAGUGCAGCGGUAUUAAACGCAGGGUCAUCAACAUCUCCGACAAAUGGAGCAGGUGGUCCAACAGGCACUACUAGUUCAACAAUUCAGCCACGCCUCCGGCGCAGCGACAGCUCGUCGUACACCUACGCCUCGGUUGAGCAGGUCGAUCGAAAUGCAACAGUGGCAGAUCCAGAUCCAGAUCAAGAAGCCAUCCCAGCCUUCGAAGAUAUGCCAUCGUGGCUUCGCGGGCUUGUAUCCAAAAAAAAGAACCAUCCCGAUCCAAUUUGGCAUGCAAUAAAACAUGCGUCCGAGGAGCCUGUUUUUGUCAUGUCAAAAAUGGAAGAUUGGGAUGAGUCUGUUUCUGUGGAUAGCUCGCUCUCUCCAGCGACAUGCCGCUCCCGACAUGGAUCUACCAGGCCGCCACUGCAGUGGACUUGGCGGGGAAUAACGAUGCUGCCUUGCGGGCAGAUCAAGAGCAGCCCGCAGAAGCAGCAGGUGGCUCUGCAGCGGAACAGCAGCAAUUGCGUCGUCCCGGCGGACCGUCCGCCGAGACUGUGAGCGGUGUGCGAAACGAGCGAAGCAGCAGCGAUCCUCGACGUGCUGCUGGGAUGAACCUGGCAGCUGCAGGAGCUGCUGCGUCAAGAAAUCGAACAAGAACCACAGCAGCAGCUGCACAGCCUGCUGACCUUUCACACGGCCCCGUUGCAGAAACACCCGCGGGAGCUGCCGACCGCCCGUCCAUGACAGAGCUAGCGCGACAGAUGUUUGGGUUCGCUUUUGCCGGCGAUCCAGCUCCGGAACCGCCAUUGGCCCCAGCGGAAGAGGAGCGGAGGAUGUCAUCUGCAGUAGCAGGCGGUUUUCCAUUGGUGGAUGUCAACCAGCAAUACAGAACACACGUAGAGCAACACGCGGCAGUUGGAAGUAGACCACUAGCAGGACGAGGCAGCACCAGCACCAGAAGCUGCGGCGACCCAGACCUCACACAUCACGGCCCCACUGCGCGCGACAUUGUCAACUUGGAUGCGCAGAACGUGAAGGGAUUUACAGCGCUGCAUGUAGCAGUGCAGGCAGACCAUGCAAAUUUGGUGGCGCUAUUGCUGUCCUCGGGGGCAAAGGUUUGUUCUUGUUGUAGUUCUGCUGUUUCUUGGAAGAAGAUUUUGACUAUUGUUUCUUUUGGUCUAUCAAACGAAUGACCACAGCUUUUACUUUGGAGCUUGGCAAGGACACCGAACUUUCGGAAAUCAUGAGAAUGAAGAGAAUUAUGUGCCUGUCAGUGGUGUGAUUUCAAUCUGUAUUGAUACAUGAAUGAGCAACAUCGGGCAAUAAAACAAAUGCGUCAAAAACACCAGCCCGCCACGGUAAGUAACGGGGUUUCCAUGACACCGCUGUCCACAGCUGUAUUGAUGACAAAGAACCUGGAAGUCAUGCAGCUCCUCUGGUUAAGCGGCACCCGUCGGCUCUCUGGCGUUGUGAAUCCCAGACGCGGCGUUCUGGUUGAUGAGAUGAUCAGGACAUUGCUUGACAUUCUGCUGACCGGAGAAGAGGAGGAAAGCGUCGAGUAUGGUGGGCAACAAGACCUGCUACAUCAUCAGCCAGUGCAAGGUCUUGAUCUACCACACGCGGCGCGUGGCGCGUGAUAGAUCUUCGUGUUGCGGCACACAAAAAAUCUACAGCUACACGAGGAGAAACAAAUUUGACGGCCUAGAGUAAAAAAAAAAAAGGUGGACACCGACUUGCCAUCCGUCUACGCGUCGCGAAAGCUUUCUCAUUCUGUUUCGUACAAGUGCAAUUGUCUGCAGCCAACUACGUCUUUUCAUAUUCAAAUGAACAAGCAUUAAGCAAGUAGGGCAGCAGGAGAUAAAGUAUUGUGCCCCGCAUUCCAGCAUGUAGUGAAGAUUUGCUCUUUGCAACAGUACCAUAGUUGUGAAUGUAGUUGAGGGCGCUGACUCGACUCAUUCUCAUCCGAAUUGAGGCAUCUCCAUAAUAUCUUCAACGUGAACUUAAAUCAUGUAACAUGAGCUAGUACUCUGAAGCUCACUUUAUUUCUACUCUUGCAUUCAAACUCAGAACCAGGAAGCAACCUCCUUGAGAAUAAACUUUUCAUCCCAAGAAAGUACCGCAUCGCUAUAUUCUAUGUCAAUUAGACACGUUUCGACGCAUAUCCAAUUUUGUUGUCUGUUUAGUAGAAGAAAUAGUGGUGUUGCAAGUCGAGAAAAAAAAACUGCAGCGCUGCAGUGUUUUUUUUUCGCCCUUGCAGCUACCAACUCCUCGCUCGAUGAGUUGAGUUGUUUUAUCAGAGCUUUAUUGUUUUGACCCAGAAUCUACUGUAGUUUGUCACAGAUGAAGCAUAUGCGUGACUCGUUGGUGGAGUUAUUUGUUUAUUCUAAAGGUAAAGCUACAUCUGCCAGCAUGUUUGUAAUUUUGCGAAAUGAACUUUCCGUGUGAAGCCCCGAAUAUAGGGGCCAUGCUUUGACCGCGAAAUGUGAAUACUUUUGAAGCAGAUGUACAACUUGCCUGACAAAAUAUUCUACUUACAAGAUUACGGCACUAGUGCCUGCUCUUGAAGACGCAGCCUAACCGACGCUGGGUGCACGUCGGCUAUUAAGUAGCCGUUACUGAUAUCUUCAACUUCACAGGGGGUCGCGACUCAC
This is a messenger RNA of Amoebophrya sp. A120, 11039 nucleotides long. Lineage: Eukaryota; Dinophyceae; Syndiniales; Amoebophryaceae. The record is from the annotation of a GenBank genome assembly.